Synchiropus splendidus (mandarinfish) is the source of this 5013-nucleotide messenger RNA. RefSeq lists its product as uncharacterized. Lineage: Eukaryota; Metazoa; Chordata; Actinopteri; Syngnathiformes; Callionymidae. Bases 2917 to 3855 code for a protein of 312 amino acids. The transcript is spliced from 4 exons. The record is from RefSeq and is a predicted model, not a curated record.
CGGUGACUGAAACAGUUGGGGCGGUGGGUGACAGCCAACCGAGACCGAAGAGUGAAGCGACCCAACUUGACGGACACAAGAGGGUCUAUUUUCACUAUGGGGAAACCUUGAAAUGGCUAAUAUCUGAAUUUAGAGCGCGUUUAUUUACCUUUACGGUAUUAAAACACUCACGAAAUACGCCACAAAGGCUCUUGGGAAGCAGACAGAAAUCACGUAAACGCGUACAGGGAAGUAGCGGGCGUGAUGCGGCCGCGGAAUUCCUCCGCAGCGGACCGCUAUUUAUAUGACGUUCAACAAAGAAUCGAGAAUGGACACAAGAACAUUAAGCUCACAGGCUUCAUACUAUGACUGCUGCGAAAUUUAGGUUGUGUUUGUUGUGAAUUCUUAUUGUGCUUUCGUAGUAUUUAUAUUUAUUAUGGCUGUAAAUUGAGUAAAAUCUGCAAUGUUAUCUUAUGAUUUGUUUAUUUUUGGUGACAUAGUUGAUGGACACAUUUCAGUUUCCUCAAUUUAAGGGAUUUUGCGUGUAAAUACAAACAAUGCAGGCUGAAAAGACAGAAAAGCAUUGAGUAAAAUCAGGGUUUCCUUUUUGUUUUGUCACAAUCGGCUAAGAAUAUUAGGCUCAAACUUGUUCCAAGAGUCUACCAUAUGCCUUAAGCUGUUGCAUAUAGAGGAUUGAAAUGUCAUUAUUUGGUGGCUGGUGCGGUGACAGAUACAACAUUUAACUAUGUAUAAAAUACCACAUAAAUCACAAAAACAGAACAGAGCGAAGUAACAGAAAAAAAAAACAGUAUGUGUUUGUUAACAAUGACAGUGCAAACAAUUAAAGUGCAACCAGGAGUGUGGGUGUGUGUGUAUGACCGUGCAUGUGUGAAUGAAUAAACAGGUCCCUGAGAUUCCAACGUCUCAGUAGCUUGGUAUAAUAUAAUAUAUUACGCUCAGUCACUAUGCUGCUUUCAGUCAAAAAUAAAUAAAUGGGUGAUCCACUGUUAUUUAAUUUUAUUUUAAGUGUUAGUAACUAUGUAGAGUGUUCCUCGGCUAAUGGACGCUGUGAAUCAAGCACAGACCAUAAGGACAUCAGUUUCCCUGGUUUCUAUGGCGAUGGAAUCAGUUUGCUCGGUCGUCAAGGUGAGAGCUUGACAACACAGUCCCUCCCAAAGUAGACACAUGUGACCGCUUGCAUUCCGUCAGUGCAUCACCAGAGAAAACCUUUCUUUAUUGCCACCACAUUGAUUCAAAGUUAAUUCAGCGACCAGUGACUAUAGAAGAGAAAUGGCUUUGUUAUUUGAACAUGGGCGAAGAUGAAGAUAUUGGGUUUUAGUUGUGGUGAUUUCCUCUGUCUGACAGCAAGUUAAUUGUUUUGUUAAAGCGCCAUUUAAUGAGGGAAUUGGUUGCACGGUCACCAUGGCAACAAGGGUAUCCCUGCUCUCUCCUCGUCUCCAGCGUGCCGCUUGAGCUCACGUUAGAUCUGACAUGAAGCUUCACCAACAGAAGCCAUUUAGUGGAAUCCUCCUCUGGUGAGGUUUCAUCCAGCUCAGUCGAAGAUAUUGGAUAUCAAAUUAUACAUCGGAGUAGCACUUAAACAUUGCCUUGGUCGACAAGGUAAACACUGAUCCUCAGUCCACAAUUGUGUGGAAUCAUCCGCCUUUUGACUCAAGCAAUAAUUUAUAUAAAAUAAUAAUAAAAGCGCUGAAUAAAAAAAAAAUCAUUCUUUAUUUUGUUAUAUUUUUAUAAUUUAUAAUAAAAUAAAAUAAUAAAUAAUAGUGCAUUUCGCUAAUGCACUUGUCUGUUAUCUUACAAUAAUACUACGAAUAAUAAUAAUACGUCUGUAAAAGUCGUCGUUUUGCACUGGUUGCCUAUAAUAGAUCUGAUGAUCCUUAAAUCUCGAUAAGCAGCAGUGGAGAAUCAACAACAUUUAGUCCACAUGAGGGCGUCAUCUUGCCAAAACAGCACUGGAGCAUACACUCUAUGGCUAUUAGAAUAUGAACUGUUCUGAAUGGUUAUUAAAAACAACUUGCAGUUGGUCCUGAGCAAUAAAAUUUUGUGUCGAUUUUAACAUCAUAUCGUACUUUCUGUAUAUAAAUGCUAUCGUAAUUAAAAUUCUAAUGAAAAAUAGAUAUAUUUAAAGAAUACAUUUUAUAAUAUGCCCUUAUAUAUUUAAAACCAUGUGUUACGUCAGCUGUUGUUUGUGUUUACUCUGCUAGUCAUUGGUCCGCGCUGUGACGUGUGAUCUUACCUGCGUAAAGCAACAUGAAUGAAAUCAUCAUGAAAAUAUAUAUUUGGUUUGUCUGGUCUAUGACUGGAGAGGCCAUUAAAGGUGAGUUUUGAAAUGGGCAGUACAGUUAGAGUUGGAGUUACAUUGCAAAUCUGGAUGUUAUGUGGCAUUUGCAAAGAGCUAAAUAAAUGUGUCUUGAACCAACAGAGUGUUAAUCUUUGUGCAAAUUGUAUUGUACUUUUAGAUGCUAAAAAUGCUGCCCGUCCUGGUUGAAUUUCCAAAGAUUUUGACUGAAAGCAAUACAACAAGGCUGGGCGAUAAAGAGGUGAUUCAUAGGUGUCAAAAAAGACAUUAGACAAUGAAGAUAAAGUGUGGUGACAUCAUUAUUGCAAAUCUAAAUAAAUCUGUUUUUAUUCCAGAAUGCUGGGAACAGGAAAGAGUGUCAGUCAGUGAAGACACUGAAGGUGGUAUGCGUGACUGAAGUGCGCGUGACACUUUAUUGAUUGCCAUUUCUUGUGAUGAGGAAAUGAAGUGUUGUGACUUUUUAGUGCUCUCUUAAGAAUGACGUGCAUGUCGACACUACUUUUAAAUUCACCACACUGUGCGUGCACCGUGCAGCAGAACCACAAGCUGUUUUAUAGGACGUGGUCAGUGCAAACUGUUUCUGCUAAGACUUUCAGCCAGGCGAAGCAAAAACAAUCUCCAUGGCCAGCAUCGAUAAAAUGAAGCUUGGUGUGAUCCUUGUCUUCAUCGCAGCUCUGCCACUCCACAGUCAAAGUGGGAAGGAAGUGACCGGGAUACUGGGCUCCAGCGUCACACUACAGUUCCACUUCAGCACCACCGUGAUGGAUGUUAAGUCUUUCACUAUUCAAGUGAGAGACAGUCAGAGUGUCAGUGGGAUAAAGAAGAUUGCUCAGUGUGAUGUAGCAAGGAGAAGCUGCUCAGGAAUGGAAGUUAAUGACAUUUACAUAAAAAACAACUCAGUUUUUUUCCAAAUCUCAAGCCUGACUGAACAUCAUUCCAACAUCUACUGGGCCACUUAUCUGCCAGACCUCAGACCAGUAGACAGUGAUGAAGUUCAUCUGAGCGUCCUGCAGCAGAACAGCAGUCCCACUGGUCAAAGUGGGACAGAAGUGACUGGGAUCUUGGGCUCCAGCAUCACACUACAGUUCCACUUCAGCACCACCGUGAUGGAUGUUAAGUCUUUCACUAUUCAUGUCAGAGACAGUCAGAGUGUCACUGGGAAAAAGAAGAUUGCUCAGUGUGAUGUAGCAAGGAGAAGCUGCUCAGGAAUGGAAGUUAAUGACAUUUACAUAAAAAACAACUCAGUUUUUUGCCAAAUCUCACACCUGACUGAACAUCAUUCCAACAUCUACUUGGCCAGUUAUCAGCCAAAAGCAAGAGCGAGGGCGAGUGACAGAGUUCAUCUGAGUGUCCUGCAGCAGAACAGCAGCACCACUGCUUUGCCUCAACAGACUGUGACUGGAACCAACGCACUGACCCUGCAUCCCCCCACUGAAGGACCUACCAUCAGUAUUGAGUAUAUCAUCAUUGGGGGGGCGUCUGUCUUCCGAUUGGCUGCUGCACUGCUGUGUGUCUUCUGCUGUUUGGUGCCAAGCAUCGGUAACAACUUAAGGAUGUAGCACCACACAAAAGGAAAUAAACAGCUCAUCCAAUUGGUCGCUAAAUAGAUCGAAAAUUUAAAAAAAAUAUCUACAGGUAAAUGGCAACUCUUGGUCCUUUCAUACAUUGGGGUUUUCAAAAAGACCAUUUUGAUGGGAAAGUGUAAUGUGUGCUGCUUCCUUCUACUACUUCAAAAACUACAGGCAUAUUUACUGUUACUGCUGCAGUGGUCAAUAUCAAAACAGAUCAUUUUUCAUGAGCACAUUAGAAGUGCAGUCCAAGCAUUGCAGGCCUCAACGGUGUACUUAUUAAAGUAAGCUAUGAAUUAUUGUUUAUUUAUUUGGUUAAAUGAUAUAUUUUUUAAAUACAAAGAAACACUACUGCAUAAAACCUAGUCAUUAACAUGGACAGUUCAGCAAAAGCCAUUACUUUGUAAAUUUUUUAAAAUGGCUAGUUGAAUUAAAAUUGCAAUAUAGCUUAACACCACUGGUGUGAGGCGUAUAAUUUCUGCAACGUCCUCAUACGAAGAAGAAGAUGAUAACUUCAACGUCUGACUUUGAAACAUAGCUCCCACCACCAUUUUGUAAAUUAUGUUUUACAUUUAUUCUUAAUACGCCACCGUAAAGACGCUCAUUGUCUUUCAAGCCUUUGACUAUGAAGAUCAAAUAUUUUUUUACUGAGUGAAUAAACAGAACAAAAGUUUCAGUUUCUCACUCACCACAAACACAAACCUCAGUGGUCGACUCCCAUUAAAAACAAAAUAAAGUAAUGUAAAAAUGACAUAACUAGCACUGAUGAACUGCGCCUUGUGUCCACCAUCUUGAUGCCGUUCCAGCGGGAGUUUAACGUUGCAUCUCCUUCACAGGUGCAGCUGGGCCAACAGACACUUCUCUGGUCUCAAAAGUGUCGCUGAAGCUUUGCACCUCGGGGACAGAAGAAAUGGUCCUGACACAUGGACACAGCGUUGUGUGUUUUGUCCCGAAAGACCAGGGUCAGGUUGAGAACUGAAUCCCUGCAUCUGGUCCUGAUAUCGGCCUGUUCUCCGCUCAUCAGCAACAAAAUAAAUCAGUGUUUUACUGGAGUAUUUUUGUAUUAUUUUACACGGCAACAAGCACAGGUUUGUUCAGCUGAUGCAAAACUCAUGCGGCUCAAUAAGGCUCAGAAUGUAAAUGCUGAAA